UUUUAGUUCCUAAUAUCGCAUGUAGUGACACAGGCCGGGCCGAGUCCCUCAUCAUCUUAACCGAAGCCCACUAACACCGAUUCAGACCAGCCGUCGAUCUAACAACCCCUAAUUCCUUGCGCUUUGUCGGUCGGUCGGUAGAGUGGAGAGUGCUUACUGGGUAGAGCUUCAUUUUAAUGGCGUCUUGUUCACUAUUGGUUCAUCAGCCUCGGGCAGCUCUUAGCUAUGACUACUACUGCUAUGAGAGAAGCAAAAGUACAAACUUUAAUGGAAUGUCAUAUCCCUUUUCACCAAGAAUAGGAUCUAAGACAAGGAGGGGUAGUCUGGAAUGUAAGUGUCAAGUGCAGCUGACAGAACUCGCCCCUGCCACCUCGGCCGCCUACGGUGCUCUGCUCCUCGGCGGCGGCCUCUUCGCUUUCAGUAAGUCAGGAAGCAAAGGGUCUCUCUAUGGCGGACUCACAGGGGCUGCUUUAAUGACGACGGCUUACUUUCUCAUGCGAGCACAGGAGACAAAAGCUUUUGGAGAAGCACUCGGGUUUGGUUCUGCCUUCCUCUUCUCCUCCGUUUUUGGUAUAAGAUUGGCUGCUAGUCGGAAGCUGACUCCUGCUGGCCCUUUGUUAGGCAUUUCUAUUUGUGCAUUGUCUGUGUUUCUCUUUGCAUAUUUACACGAUAGAAUCUGAUCGUCGACCUUGACUGCUGAGGAUAUAUGAACCCAAGUUUUGUAAUGGAAAUGGAUCUAGAAGCUGACUUGUUUGUGUUGAUUUUACCAUCUGUUUGGUACUUCAAAAUAAGGUUCUUGGUUGGGUGAGUUGGUUUCA
Messenger RNA from Tripterygium wilfordii, 818 nucleotides. Its product is annotated as protein FATTY ACID EXPORT 4, chloroplastic. The record is from RefSeq and is a predicted model, not a curated record. The coding region runs from base 177 to 680 and encodes 167 amino acids. The transcript has 4 exons. NCBI's taxonomy places the organism in Eukaryota, Viridiplantae, Streptophyta, Magnoliopsida, Celastrales, Celastraceae. Gene Ontology annotation, cellular component: membrane.